Molecule: messenger RNA, 2090 nt
Organism: Anopheles maculipalpis
Lineage: Eukaryota; Metazoa; Arthropoda; Insecta; Diptera; Culicidae
Exons: 2
Coding region: 3-2090 (695 amino acids)
Source: RefSeq, a predicted model, not a curated record
GCAUGCCCAAUAGUGAUUCGUCCGGUGGUAUAUACUCCCCUCUUCCACAGACGACACUGACCGAUUCGGAGAGUGAAGAAGAGCUACUGCGACGCACCACGGUAACUGUCCGCCGGAUAUCGGAACGCACGUUUGGCGGUGGUGGGAGCGGUGCUGUGGUAACAGCGAUCAUGAUGAACGGCAUGAAGGGACGACCGGUGGCGGAACUGCGGCCAGCAGCAGGAACGGAAAAUGGCGGUGCUGCCCUGUACAAUGGUGGCUAUCCGCCGAGUCCGAGCGAUGUGGAGGAUGCGAGUGGCGUAUUUCAUGCGGACAAUGUGGCCAUUUUGCAUGAGGCCGGAUCGAUACCGGACCACAAAAUGUCCUUCCCGCGCAAGUGUUGCUUUGUGGCAUCGUUGGUCGUGUGCUUUCUGGCGGUGGUGAUAUUCCUUUGGAUUAUUCCGUGUUCCGACGAGCUGUCUUGUCCGGCACGUGCGGAAAGAGUGAAAACGCAAAAUUGGAUACGAAACUAUGAGAAAAUUGAACUGAAAGGUGUGAUAAAUGUGGUUGAAGGAGUGCACGGUAAGAGCAAGAAUCUGGUCUUCAUGUACCGUGGUGACAAGCUGUUUCCCGAGUUUGAUGAAUCCUACCGAAGGCGGAAUGGGAUCAUCUCUUUGGUCGGUAGCUCGGGCAAGGUCGCUUGGUACGAUCAAAUGAUCAACGAGCCGAAGAGUAUCGAUUGCACGUUGCUGGAUGCGGACCGUAGUGGAGCGCCCGAUUGUUUGGUGCUUGAUGAAUUUGGUCAGCUUGAAUGUAUCGAUCCACUGUCCGGAGAGUGGCUGUGGCACGCCGAAGGAUACAACAAGCGUAGUAACAGUGGAAAGCAGAACGAUAUGCUAGACUUCCCACUCCUCAUACCGGACGUCGAUGGGGACGGUGUGUACGAUCUGCUGUUUGUGACGAGUUCCAGCGAAACUAAGCACAAUCGUCUGGUGAUGAUAUCUGGUCGUAAAGGCAUCACGAUCGGUGAUUCUUACGCCGUUAAGGAGUGUCUCUACGUCCACAAGCUCAUGCUGGAUGAGGAGCUAAAUGUAAAGUUUAACUGCGUGAAGGAAAAGUCUGAACAGCAGAAAGCAAAGUCACUACCGGAGCUGUACAAGCUUAUCCACCGGAAGGCACUGGAUAUGCGUGUGGUUCGCCGAAUGCCAACCGAUCUGCCCCAGCACAAGUUUUUCGGCCAAAGACGCAACACGGAGAAACAGCGUACGAUAACGAACGUCGGUGGUAAGCAGCUGGUGGUAGAGAAUCGGGGUAAAUGUCCCGAAAACUGUUCUACCUCGGUACUGCUGACGGAGGAGUCCACCGGGGAACUGUUGUGGAAUGUGUCGGGACGUCAGCUGUACGGUAUGCAGCCGGUACGGUUAACUUUCUCUAACUUUGGCGCGGACAAUCGAUCCACCAUGUACGGGUUUGUGAUCAAGUUCUGGGAAUGGAGUCAACGCGAUCCAGACAAUCGUAGUUCGCGCUUCAAACGCUCCCUCCUGUUCGGUGGGCGCGAUGAUGAUAGCAAGCAACGGUUCAUCCACCAACAACCCUGGAUAGGACCGCCAGGAUUGGACGCCAUCUCGAAAACAUCCUCGUCCGCACGUGGACAGAAUCAAUCAUCCUCCUCGUCCUUCUCGCGUCCAUCCGGCGUGUUCAGGACGCGUAUGCGCUUCCUCAAGGAAACGAUCAAGCUGAUCGUGUUCAACUCGAGCUACAUCAAGAUCGAAAACACGAGCCAAAGCAAUGUGAUCCAGUUCUGUCGCGAAACGAUCAACGGCGAUCCGACCGAGGUGCUCUGUCAGCCCGAUCUGAACUAUCAGGAAAAUUCGCUACUAAUUGCCGACCUGGACGACGAUGGUUCACAGGAACUAGUGUCCUACUAUUCCACCUUCGUCAAGACGGCAACCAGCGAUGCGGACGGCAUGGGAGCGGGAGUGGGUGUUGGUCCCGGGGCUACCAUGAAGCUUAAAACGUACGUCCAACUAUUGCGACUGGAAUCGGAGCUGCCAAAACUGUACACUCCUGUCGCGGGACAGGAGAUUUCGGAGGGCGCUAAGCAUCGUUAA